Molecule: messenger RNA, 3252 nt
Organism: Sclerotinia trifoliorum
Lineage: Eukaryota; Fungi; Ascomycota; Leotiomycetes; Helotiales; Sclerotiniaceae
Source: the annotation of a GenBank genome assembly
AAGCAGCUUUCAGUUGCCUGACACCUGACAUCCAUCAUCCAUCCAUCAUCCAUCCACCAUCCACCAUCCACCAUCCACUGAUACCUGAUACCUAAAUCUUUACCAGAGUACGAACCAUCGGACGGCAAAAUGAGUGUCGGGCAAUGACUUGAAGAGAAAUAUAAGGAUUUGACGCAAACUUUUUCCUUAUUUCUUCCAUCUCUCAUUCUCCCUCUUCCCUCUUCCCUCUUCCCUCUUCCCUUUUCCCUUACACUUAUCUUUUCUUCCCUUUCUCUUAUCUUUUCUUCCCUUCUCUUCUCCCCUCCUCUCCCCUCCUCUCUUCUCUUCUCCGCUCCCUCUCUUCCGUCCCAUCACGUUUCUUUCGAUAACCUCUCUCCCUCUCUCCCUCUCUCGUCGACUACAUAAAUACUCGUACAUACAUACAAAUUUCUAUAACCGAAUGCCCAGACAAAUCCCCACUUCGAUCCCCACUCUACCAUCGACUGGUUAAUGAUUGCCAACUCACGCGUCAACAAACAAACCUAGAAAAUCGGGCAAAAAUUAAAAAAUUAAAAAAUGUCAGCCAAACAAGAAUUUCGCAUUCGCGAUUUGAGCACUCGGAGUGUUCUGAUCUUUCCCACUAGAGCUCAAAUUGUUCGUGAUAUCAGGGACAUCACGUUACAGGUCAGAAAAUCCAUUUAUUUAUCGUAACUUCCGACCCCCCAUGCUGACCGAUUUUAGACGGGAACCAAUCAAAUCAUCAUCGAUGGUCUCGCUCCAACUAUCGAUGAACAUUCCAUCAAAGUCGAAGGAAAUGGCUCCGCCACUAUCACUGAAGUAUCCGUCGAUCUUCUUCCCAACCGUGAGGUUUACGAAGAAGUUUAUUCAUCCGACUCCGAGUUUGAGGAAGAGACCGAUGAUGAUUCCUCCGAUUCCGAGGAUGAAGCUAUGAAGCUUGUCGAUACCAAAAUCAAGCAAGUGAACCGUUUGCUAGCUCAAGAGGCUGAAAAGAUCAACUCGGUCGCAAGUCGUUUAAAAAUUUGUGAGGAUUAUGGUGCCACCGUUCGUGAUAAUCCUCCUUCGCCGGAGCAGUUCGAGAAACUCAUCAAAGCAUAUCGAGAUGAACGUGAGAAGAUUUAUGUUGAGCAUGUAGCAGCAACUGCCGCCCUGGAAGUUACACAAGACGAAAUCGUCAGAUUAAGGAAAGAGAAGAACAAAUUAACCAAAGCACGAACCAGGGCACAACGGAAAGUAUUCAAACAGAAGAUUAAGCUCCAAGCGACCAAAACUCGAAAGAAUGCCGAGGCAGCUAAAGAGAAAAUGCGGAUCAAGUCGGAGCGAAGUUUGUUCUGGCCAAAAAAGGUGUACCGUGUUACAAUUAGUAUCGAACCUACGAGCUCCGCCAUGACAUCUGGAUCAUCCCGCCCUAGCUCGGUAGCAAGUGACAUGACUGUCAACAACUACCAAAUCUCCAGUCGACGAGCUACGGACAUCAUUAGCCUCUCCAUUUCCUACAUCACCUAUGAAGUAUCUUGGUCUCCACGCUACGAUCUCAGCCUUAAUACGCUGACUAGCACAGGCGUAUUGGAAUAUGCGGCCGAGCUAAAGAAUAUGACGUCGGAAACGUGGCGCGAUGCCAAAGUUCUUCUCUCAACUUCGCAAACAUCCAUUACUAGUUUUAAUGAAUCGAUACCUACCCUGCCGCCAUGGAAUGUGCGACUCUUAAAGGGGGGAAGUAGAAAUGCCGAAGCCGCUCUUUUCAGCACCAGUGAGAUCGCAGCCAAGAGAACGGAGUGGGCUGAUAAGAAUAACCAGCAUCUUCAACAACCACGAUAUCUUCUCUUUGGGUUCGAGCCGACCAAUAAUUUGUUCGCCAAUAAAGGUGGAUUUGCGAGUACCAGUCUGUUCGGAAACGCCCCAGACCAAACCAAAUCAAGUCUGUUCCCACCACCAACCGCAUUCGGGGCCGCUACAACAUCCCAAAGGCCAAAUGGUGGUGGCUUGUUCGGUUCCACUGCCUCGUUCCAAAAUCCUGCCUCUACUAGUAGUUUAUUUGGAGCCCCCACAACAUCUCAAAAUACCGCUUCCAGCAGUGGAGUGUUCGGAUCUUUACACCCAACCCCGACGCAGAAUCAUGAACCUGUUGCUGAAAACUCCACUACACAACCAGCUCAUGGUAAUGCUCUCUUUGGGAAUGCUCAAGCCCACAUCCAUCAAGAACACAGCGUAAAUGUUUCCGCGCCGGGGUCUGAUAUAGGUGAUUCCACGGGGGCAUUCGAGGCUCCACUCGUUCAGCGCCUCCUCUCACCAAAACCUACCCUCACAUUCGAAGAAGGAGCUUGGGAAGAGUCUGGCAUGUCUACCACCUAUGACCUACCUGGACUCAAAACACUUAUGCCUUCAAACUCAGUUCUUAAACACAAGAUUGCCAAGAUUGAAUUCAAGAAUAUUGGAUUCGAACAUGUAGUUAUACCCAAGCUCCGGACUGUCGCAUUUCUCAAAGCCAAAUUACGUAACUCAUCCAAAAUUCCCUUGUUGGCAGGACCAGUGGGAUUAAAUUUGGAUGGCAGUUUUCUCGGGCAAGCUACUUUUCCAAGAUGCUCUGUCGGAGAGAGUUUUAGCUUGAAUCUAGGUGUAGACCCAGCUAUCAAAGUGGUUUAUAACAAGCCCGAGGUGCGACGCUCACAAAGUGGGAUCUUUUCAAAGGAAGAUAGCAAUGUAUUUUUACGUUCAUUGUCCUUACGCAACACGAGACUUCAACGAGGUGUUAGUUUAUUGGUUAUGGAUCAGGUUCCCGUCUCCGAGGAAGAGAGACUUCGAGUCGAGGUGUUGGUUCCGCGAGGUUUGAAACCUGAUGGUGACAGGAUUCCUACUGGACUGAACUUGGAUGACGAGAUGCUGCAAGGAGGUCGAGAACGGGAAAGAGAUAGGGACAGGGACAGACUUUCUAGCAGUGGUGGCGAGAUUGUACGGAGAAGUAAGAAAAUCGAUGCAUGGGGAACGGCCGAUGCAGAAUUAAAGAAGAGUGGAGAGGUUACCUGGAAUGUAAGAUUGGCACCGGGAGCGGGGGUAAAGUUGGUAUUGCAAUAUGAGGCUGGAUUUCCAAGCGGGGAGACGGUGGUUAAUGCAUAGGUGUAAGGUCAGGAUACGGUUAUGUGGGUGUGUUAUAUGACGGAAGCUUGUUACGAUUAGGAUAUAGUAGUAGAUUGUGUAGGUAGCAAUUUUAUUUCGUUCUGUGGAUAUAUCUUUCCCCAACGAUACUCUGUUUAUCGA